Thermothelomyces thermophilus ATCC 42464 is the source of this 1454-nucleotide messenger RNA. RefSeq lists its product as uncharacterized. Bases 188 to 1162 code for a protein of 324 amino acids. NCBI's taxonomy places the organism in Eukaryota, Fungi, Ascomycota, Sordariomycetes, Sordariales, Chaetomiaceae. Gene Ontology annotation, cellular component: endoplasmic reticulum-Golgi intermediate compartment; COPII-coated ER to Golgi transport vesicle; Golgi membrane. Gene Ontology annotation, biological process: endoplasmic reticulum to Golgi vesicle-mediated transport. The record is from RefSeq and is a predicted model, not a curated record. The transcript is spliced from 3 exons.
AACAGGACCUCGACUUGCCGCAUUUCAAGAACCACCACCACCAAAGAACAGGAACUGCUGCCACACAACUUUCUCGUCGAACUUCAGUCACGACGAUCAAUUCGCCCGCCCACUACGACAUCCCUCGCGUCGUUUCCUAGGAUUUCGCAGCGCCUACGCAUCCGAUCCGACAAGUUGUCGCUUAACCAUGCAGCGCGCAACCUACGGACGGUCCCCCCCUCUACACCACCCGGUGCCGCAACACGUCUCGACCGUCCCCCAGCUGCGAUCUCCGCCUCCACCGGCAUCGCAACCACAGAGCGGCUAUGACGGCAGCCCGUACCCCCAACAACAGGCGCCUUCGGCCGGCCCUACGAUGUUUGGGCAGUAUGGCAACUUCAUCAACGACCCAGCCGCGCAGCUAGCAACACAGUUCGGCCAAAGCGCAUUCAGGCAGGGCCAGGAAUACAUAGAACAGAACGUAAACCGCUUCGUCAACGUCUCGGCGCUCAAGCACUACUUCAUCGUCACCAAUUCGUACGUAAUAAACAAGCUGUUCCUCGUCCUCUUUCCUUGGAGGCACAAGCCGUGGACUCGACGACAGGCCACGGGCCCUUCGGGCCAGGAGACCUGGUACCUGCCGCCGCGCGACGACAUCAACAGCCCCGACAUGUACAUCCCCGUCAUGUCGCUAGUGACGUACAUCUUCUUGCAGGCGCUCAUCUCGGGGCUCAAGGGCCAGUUCCAGCCGGAGCUGUUUGGGUACAUUGCGACGACGGCGCUGGUGGCCGUGAUCGUGGAGAUUCUGGGGCUGAAGCUGGGCUGCUACCUGCUGAGCAUCUCCAACGAGUCGCAGCUGCUGGACCUUGUGGCCUACUCGGGAUACAAGUUUGUCGGCGUCAUCGUCACGAUCAGUGUGGCUGAGGUGGUCAACGGCGGCAAGGGGACGGGCGGCUGGGUUGGGUGGACUGUGUUUAUCUAUACUUUCCUGGCAAACUCCCUUUUCCUGAUGCGGUCUCUCAAAUACGUGCUGCUGCCGGAAAACAAUAACGACAACCGGGGCCCCAUGCAGACGAUGCACCCACUCGAUUCUCGGGCGAAGAGGAACCAGCGGACCCAGUUCCUCUUCUUCUACUCUUACAUUGUGCAGCUAUUCUUUAUGUGGAUCCUCUGCCGGUCAUAGCUGUUUGGUUCGGUGAAUAAGGAGCAUGGGAGCUGUGCGUUGGGAAGUGCUAGGCUAGGCCUCGCUAAGACGAUGCGAAUUCUGGCGGGCACAGGCCGGCGCGAUCAGUAUCUAUUGCUGCCUGUGAGAUGGACGGCCUAGAAGCACACUUGAACCAAAGAUUUAACCACGAUUGUCAUGACGGUUUGCCGAGGGGGGCAUAUGAAGAGGAUAAGUGCAGAUGAUCGAAACAUCAUGUUAUCAUGUUUCCACUCUCGUCAAAUAAAGGAAGAAAAGAAUUUCCGUAACUGCA